AGAAGACAGCUGUGGAGUUUGGUAACCACAUGGAGAGCAGGUGGGCCGUGCUGGGGACCCUGCUGCAGGAGUAUGGGCUUCUGCAGCAGUGACUGGAGAACAUGGAGAACCUCUUGUGCAACAGGAACUUGUGGAUCCAGCAGCUUCCCCCUGGCAGCAAGGGCGACAUCCCCUUGGGAGCCCAGGGGUGGGGAACCUGAGGACCUGUGUCUGUAAGCAUAUAGGUGAACAAGUGUGACGCUGUGGUUUCAGGCGGCCCUGACCUUUGAUGACGUGGCUGUGUGUUUCUCUGAUCAGGAGUGGGGCAAGCUGGAAGACUAGCAGAAGGAGCUCUAUAAGUAUGUGAUGAGGGGCAACUAUGAGAUGCUCAUUUCCCUGGGUAGGGCUGCAAAGGAUCUUUCUCCAUAUGGGCCUUCCCCAAUCUGAAUGCAGAUUACAUCAUCUCCAAACCAGACAUACUUACCCAGAUAGAGAGGGGAGAAAAGCCUUGUCCUGCAGGCCCCUGGGGCCAGGAGAAUGGGAGUGAGGAGGAGACAGAAUGCUUAAGGAAACCAGACAUCGGUAAGUAUUGGUACAUCCCGAGACUGCUAGGGCAAAAUGCCUUCCUGGGUAGACUGGACCAUUUUGAAGCUGGAAAAGGGAGAGAAGACUUUUCCUUAGAACUGGAAGGAUUCUGCCUCUGUGUAGGAGGCACCAGUACAAAAGGGAGGGAUGCUUGUGAGGUCAGAGGUGGCAAACGGAGAUCAAGGAUCUAAGAGGCAUCUUCGGAGUAGGCUGGUGGUCAGUUAUGGUAAAGCACCUAUGAUGUGCCACCUGCAGUGGUGUCUAUUCCAUCUGCCAUCACUGUUGUUCAGCUGGCAGCAGCAGGAGACUACUGAUGCCUUUCUGCUUUUUUCUAGGAUGGGUCCUUGGGGACAAGGCUGGGACUGCUCCAUAGCCAGUGUUUGACAAUGGCUCCAAAGGGACUGUUAUUGACUCCUCUGGGGGCUGGGACGGCUCAGUGGUUUGGAGCACUCAUUGCACUGGCAGAGGACUCGUGUUCAGUUCCCAGCACCCACGUGGCAACUUAGAGCUGUCUGUAAUUCCAGUUUAGGCAGCCUGGUGCCCUCUUUUGGCCUCUGUGGGCAGGAGUCAUACAUGCAGUGUAUAUACAUACAUGCAAGCAAAACACUCAUACACACUCACACACAUACAUGUCUAUUUACCUCUUUUAUUUUUUGAUAUUUAAUUUAGGGUCUCACUAUUAGGUAGCUCUGGCUGUCCUGGGAUUCACUAUGUAGACCAGGCUGGCCUUGAACUCAUGGAGAUCUGCCUGUUUCUUUCUCCCAAGUGCUAGAAUUAGAGACUGGAGCCACCGUGUUUGUCAAUAAAAUAAAUAUAUCUUUAAAAAAAAUUAAACAUAACCCAAAGUAGAACAAGACAGUAACCACCAAAUCAUUAUCACAGCAGUGAGUUUUUGGCAAGCCUAAGGUAUAAGGUGAGACCUUGUGUCAAAAAGAGAAGAAAGAAAAAAAAAUCAGUAAUAGAAAUUUGCCACCCAUCUGUCUUCCUAGAUAACCACAAUAUCAUCACCCACCCACAGAAAAUCAUCGAACACCUGGUCCUUAUUCUCUAGUAACUUGGAUCUUAAUUUUAAUAACCUGAAGUCCCAUACUGCACUUGGUUUAUGUCUUUUAAAUCUAUAAAAACUCCAUCCAAGUCUGCCCACAUUUUCAACAGUUUUGUGCAAUUUAUAUACCCUGGAAUCCACCUAUUAAAAUAUAACCCUAACUCCUCAAUGUCUGUGGUGGAAGGAUUAUAAUCUAAAACAAUCAAACAAACAAAAAACAAAUAGGAAAGAACCAAGAGUACACAUUUAAAUGGGCUCUAUAGAAUAGGCUUGUAAUCCAAGCUAUUCUGGGGCACAGGAGACUCAUGGGUCAGAGCCUGCUUAGUCUUCAGAAUGAGUUCAAGGCUGGCCUCGGCAACCUAGUGAGACCUUGCAUCAAAAGUGAAAUUAGGGCUAGUGAGAUGGCUUAGCAGGGAAAACGGACAUGUGAGAGACACACACAAAUAGGCUUUAGACAAGAAUUGAGCUACAGGCAGUUGGCCUGGCCACUGUGUCUUUACAUUCUGUCUUUGGUUUGAUAUCCCAGAGAUAGUGUGGCCCCAGAGUCACUGGCCUCCUAUCUGAGAGACCUUAGUAUUGUGCUCAAUGACAUUGGUUUGUGUUUCUAGGCAUUUCUCUGAGUCCAGAGCAGGCCCCAAGUCCAGCUGGCCUUGCCCAGGAGGAACCAAAUCCAAGGCAGACACCUGAGCAGCAGCAAGAGGAGACAGGCAUGACGCCACCUGAGCCAGGCACUGGUGAGUGAGAAAGCUGGACAGCAGCGCCGGCAUUCUCAGCAUAAGAGGCAAGCCAAAUGUUGAACUAUGCUGGUAGGCUCUUGGGAGCUGGACCUUGAAGAGGUAGGUUUAGCCUUUUCAGUUCUCAGAUGUCUGAAUAGAUAACACUGAGGGGGCCUGCACAUACCCAUCUGCCUGGAGUAAUGGGAAGAGUGUGGAUGGGGCUCGCUGCAGCUUUUUACAGUGGCCAUGUUGACAGGGUGGUCUCUGUCUCACCUCCCAGUGUGGCGCUAGGUUGGCACGCUGCAGUUUCUCAGUAUUCUGUCUGAAAGCUUGUUGAGAACGCCGACGUUUGUCUUUCAUCCAGGAUUCUGUGUCUGCUUCUGUUUCCAUGUGGUUUCUGCAGGCCCUUUUCUGAGACCAACUCAGAGGACAUGAACGCCAUGCUAUGCACAGAACUGGGCUUACUGCAUUCCCUUAUUCUUCUCUUGCUGAUGGCCUCACUCCUAAUCCUAGUUGCUUUCCUUCUGGUGAUUUCUCUGCAUUCCCCCACAGCACAUGGCUUUUCCCUCACUGGCAAACUCACUGGAAACCCAGCCAGUAUAAGCUCACGCCGUAUGCAUGCAGUUUGUGAGAUGGGAGCUGGGGUAGGAGGGUAGUGUCCCCACCCAUUGCAAAGCUGGGACUCUUCCCAAACCUUUAUUAUUUUGAGGCUGAUGAAGGUGACAGAUGUGGAUGGGCAGGUUGUCAGCCUGGGCGUAUAUGAGAUUGGAGAGGUGGCCUUUAUAGCUAGCUCUAUUCUCAUCUCAGAAGCCCUACAGAUGGAGCCUGAGGAUCUCUUCUUCCUGCCAGACCCUUAAGCGUGCGUGUCUAGGGCCUGCUGAGGAAAUGGCCAUUAUGUUCUCUGAUACUUGUGUCAAGAAUGGCCCUCAUCAAUAGGACCCCCGUUGAAGGAAUCAGAGAAAGAACUGGAAGAGCUUGAAGGGGCUCGAGACCCCAUAUGUACAACAAUGCCAAGCAACCAGAGCUUCCAGGGACUAAGCCACUACCCAAAGACUAUACAUGGACUGACCCUGGAGUCUGACCUCAUAGGUAUUCCAGCAUGUUCCAGCACUUAGUCAAUUAAACAGGAGGGAGAAUCUGCAGAGGGAGGAGAGUUGCCACCCUCCCCUCCCACAGAUAGCCUGUCUGAGUCUACCUGGGCCAGGGGAGUCCAGCCCUGCAAGGGCCCAACCCUAAACAAGAAGACUGACCAAGAGCCUGCCAUGAUACCCUCUGGCUCACCUGGCAGGACCUGCACUAUCUUGGGGCCUUUCCCCUUGUGCCUGACCUGAAAUGGGUUCCUCAAUCUGGGAUGGCUUUGGAGAGUCUGUCUUUGUUUUCCUUUCAAAUGAGAAGAAGCAGCUCUUUUGUUCAUAGGUGAAAGCUGCUGAACACCUGGAGCACACACCUGCGGGCUGGGACGCCAAGCCUGCGAACGCUGUGCGGCUUGUGCUCCCAGCUAGCCAAUAGAGCUUGGUUUCUCUACCGCCAGGGGCGGAACCUCCAGGCCUAGCCAAUGGGGAGCCGUCUUGUGGAGGGUGGGGCCUGCAUUUCAGCCGCGGGAGCAGUGGAAGAGCAGCAAGGACGCAGCGGUCUCAAAACUGCCAACCGCGUCCAGGACGACCAUCCGGAUUCCGUACCGUGGGGCCAGGAAGGGCCGCCAGUAGGGAACACAGCGGCUACAACGAGACGAGGCAGAAUCGCGCGCAGCCAUGACUGAGGCAGCCGCUGCACCGGACUGGCAUAUGGGGCCUGACCUCCAACAACAGGCCCAGAUCCAGUGCACAGAGACCUCCCUUUUAGCUCUCCUAGCUGCUAUUCAGGCAGUGGAGAAGAAAACAGAGUCCCAGGGUAUCCACCUUCAAAAUUUGGAAGUGCGGACAGGAUCAGCCGAGAAGAAGCUGACUGACUUUGAGAAGACAGCUGUGGAGCUCAGCAGCCAGCUGGAGGGCAAGUGGGCCGUGCUGGGGACCCUGCUGCAGGAGUACGGGCUGCUGCAGCGACGGCUGGAGAACCUGGAGAACCAGAUGCAAAACCGGAACCCCUGGGUCCUGAGGCUUCCUCCCAGCAGCAAGGAUGAAGCCCCCAAGGUUUCUGUGAUUACUGAAGAGGUGACUGGGUGUUUCCCAGAGCAACAGGAAGGCAGCCCGGAAGACUGGCAAAAGGAGCUCUGUAAGCAUGUGGCAAAGGAAAGGCGUGAGGUGCUGGGCUCUCUAGAAACAGGCCAGCUGGAAUCUGCCCCGAGUGUUCUUCCCUGGAUCAAGCAAGAGGAAGAGGUGUGUGAGAAGAGCCUGCAAGAGACAACCAGUGCAUCCCUAUGCUCAGAAACAUGGCUGGCUAACAAGAAAAGGACCCUGGAGGGGAUGUCCCUGGCACCAGAGCCAUCCUGGGUGACUGAAGGGGGACCUGGCAAGGAGGAUUUCAGCGAGCAGGGUACCUGUGGUGAUCUGCUCCCUGUUUGCAGAGAGAGAGAGGCCUCCUCCCUCCCUCGAGGCUCUCAGAGUCAGUCAGUGUCCGCUGCUGAGGGCACUGAGAAUGGCCAGAACUUUAAUGUGCAGGAGCUCAGCAAGCAGCUCGAGUACUCACACCAUGGAUCGCAGCCCUUUGCCAGUCUCCAGUGUCCCCAAAGUGCUGCACAGCAGGUCACUCUCACUAGGAAUCGUCGUGCACCCGCAGCCCAGCGUGCCUACACCUGUGUCCAGUGUGGCAAGAGCUUCGUCCACCAGUCGACACUUACCACACACUACCGCACACACACUGGGGAAAAGCCUUACAAAUGUGCUGAGUGUGAGAAGCGGUUUGGCCGCCUGUCUACACUGCUGGAGCAUCAGCGUACCCACACUGGAGAGCGGCCCUUCCCCUGCGCACAGUGUGGCCGUCGUUUUGGGCGCCUGUCCACUCUGGUGGAACAUAGGCGCACACACACGGGUGAGAAGCCAUUUCCAUGUACCCAGUGUGACAAACGUUUCACACGCCUGGCCAACUUGACCGUGCACCAGAGUGUGCACUCAGGUGAGCAUGCUUUCCAGUGUACCCAGUGUGGCUCAUGCUUCACGCACAAGCCCAGUUUCCUGCGACAUCUGCGUAGCCACUCUCAAGAGAAACGCUUUACCUGUGGCCAGUGUGGCAAGAGCUUCACCUGCCGCUCCUGGCUGGUACGCCAUCAGAGCAGUCAUGCGCACUCAGCAUCCUCUGCUUAUGUGGCUUGUGAGAGGAGCUCACCAAGUUAUGUGCCACCUACAGGUCUCUUUAAAGGUUCAGCCAGGGGAAAGUUCUCCAGUGACCCUUCUGUCUCGCCCAGAUCCAAGGACACUAGAGUCAGUCAGGACCACAAGGCAUAUGGCGGAGGUCAGCAGCUCAGCGACCAUGAUCAGGAAAGUCUAGUGGGGUCUCUGCAUAGUUGUCUGUCUGUAAAGAUGGAGAAUGCGGGGUAGCACCCAGAGAGCUCUGUAACGAGGCCACUAGGACACAGGGCUUCUUCCCUGUGAUUCUAAGUUUCUCCUGGGUCAGAUGUAUGGUGCCUGCCAUCUUCUUGGCUUCCCAGGGCUUGGACUGCAGGUGCUAAGUGCCCCUGGGAUUCUUCCUACAGGGAAGCUUCAUGCACACAGCAAAUGUUGCAGAAACAAGCAGCUCGACAGUCCCCUGAGACCUUGGUGGCUCCCACCACCAUCUUAGCAAUUUAUGCAGCAACAAAAGACGUGUUAGGAAAGUCACAGUUUUGAGAGUUGCUCGGCCAGAAGCUGAACAACUCAAGCUAGUUUCCAGGAUUUCCCUAGGACAGAGCUGAGGCUGUGACUCAGUAGUGUUCAUUGAGCAUGCAUGGACGGAGCCACGGCUAGAUCCCCAGCGUCAAAUUAUCUGGCCAUGACGGUAUUUGCCUGUAGUUCUUGUAUUUUUGUAGAGGCAGGAGGAAUGGAAGUUCAAGGUUGUGUUUGGCUACGUGAAAACCCUGUUUCAAAAAAAUAUCCUUAGGAGUUCAAAGUCCGAGUUGUCAGAUAAGCAUCUCAUCAGUGGCCACAUAUAUAACAGCAUGUGUGUUUCCAAGGACUCCCACUGGAGGGGCUGGGACUGUUAGUGUCAUUGUCCACACUUGGGAGGAAUGUGGGAAAACAGGCCUGUGCUGCUGCUUGCAUCUGGGGCUGGGUUUUACUGAAGGUCUGAUUACCCUUAAUUUGUUGUUCUUUUGAGACAGGGUUUCUCUGUGUAGUGUCAGCUGACCUGGAACUUGCUCUGUAGGCUGCCCUUGAAUUCACAGAAAUCUACCUGUCUCUGCCUCCUGAGUGUUGGGAUUAAAGGUGUGUACCACUACCACCUGGCUCCAUAUUCACUUUAAAAACCUGUAAAAAUAAACGUGUUUAUGAAGAA
Rattus norvegicus (Norway rat) is the source of this 6729-nucleotide messenger RNA. NCBI's taxonomy places the organism in Eukaryota, Metazoa, Chordata, Mammalia, Rodentia, Muridae. The record is from RefSeq and is a predicted model, not a curated record.